Boleophthalmus pectinirostris (great blue-spotted mudskipper) is the source of this 1005-nucleotide messenger RNA. It is a transcript of the gene hs3st3l, whose product is annotated as heparan sulfate (glucosamine) 3-O-sulfotransferase 3-like. The record is from RefSeq and is a predicted model, not a curated record. Gene Ontology annotation, molecular function: [heparan sulfate]-glucosamine 3-sulfotransferase activity. Lineage: Eukaryota; Metazoa; Chordata; Actinopteri; Gobiiformes; Gobiidae. The transcript has 3 exons. Bases 1 to 1005 code for a protein of 334 amino acids.
AUGGCCACGUUCCACCGCCUCGCCCUCGCGUCUUCCCUGGGGGUCAUCUGCUUCUCGCUCGUGUACAUCUUCACGGGGUGCUGCGAAACGGAGCUGGCGGCGGCGCGAGGGGGGUACGUCGUGAGAGUGCCCGUGCGCGCGUUCGAUGCCCCGGGAUUGAACGCGUCGUCUCCCCCCGCUGCGCCCGGAGGAGCGGCGGUGGGGACCGGGUUGGAGAAGGACUACACCGCCACGAGGAGACUGCCCCAGGCGCUCAUCAUCGGGGUGAAGAAGGGAGGCACCCGCGCGCUGCUGGAGUUCCUCCGGUUGCACCCGGACAUCCGCGCGCUGGGCUCCGAGCCGCACUUCUUUGACAGGCAUUACGCGCGCGGUCUGGACUGGUACAGGAGCAUGAUGCCCAAAGCGCUGGAGGGGCAGGUCGUCAUGGAGAAGACGCCUCGGUACUUCGUCACCACGGAGACGCCGGCCCGGGUGCACGCCAUGUCCCGGCAGGUGAAGCUGAUCGUGGUGGUGAGGGACCCGGUGACCAGAGCCAUCUCGGACUACACCCAGAUCAUCUCCAAGACUCCAGACAUCCCCACGUUCGAGAGCCUGGCCUUCAAGAACCACUCCACAGGUGAGAUGGACUCUCAGUGGAGCCCCCUGUGGAUCGGCCUGUACGCCCUGCACCUUCAGCGCUGGUUGGACUGGUUUCCUCUGGAGCAGAUCCACCUGGUGAGCGGGGAGCGGCUCAUCAGCGACCCCGCCGGCGAGAUGGCCAAAGUGCAGGACUUCUUGGGUCUUCAGCGCAUCAUCACGGACAAGCACUUUUACUUCAACAAGACCAAAGGCUUCCCCUGCCUGAAGAAACCCGAGGGCAGCAGCAAACCCCACUGCCUGGGCAAGACCAAGGGACGCACCCACGCCCCCAUAGACCCCAGGGUGCUCCUCAAGCUCAGAGACUUCUACAGACCACAUAACAGGAGGUUCUACCAGCUCACCGGGCAGGACUUUGGCUGGCAGUGA